AUGGAUUCUAACCUAAGGUAUGUAACAUCUCACUCUCCUGGCUCACAAGGCUUGUACAAUAAUGUCCCAAAGGGCUAGAGUGGAAGGACGGUGGACUGUGGUUGUGUUGUUUUGUCAUAAAAUAGAGACACGUAUUUCUAUUGGGAGCAACUAGUAGCGUAACCUCUAUGCUUUCUGCUGAUGAGAGAUGAUAAUUCAUUCCCCAAUAAUGUAUAUAUAUUUUUAAGUUGACUGAAUAUGAAUUGUGACAGGCACUGACACGGCAAGCAUAAACCUAAUUGGUAUUCAUUGAUAAGAUCUAUCAUAGAUGUUAAAUACUUCAGCUAAAAAUGCUGUGGGAAAAUUAAUAUACAAAAAUAUAAACGCAACAUUUAACAAUUUCAAAGAUUUUACUGAGUUACAGUUCAUAUGAGGAAAUCAGUCAAUUUAAAUUAAGUCAAUAGGUCCUGAUGUAUGGAUUUCAAGACUGGGAAUACAGAUAUGGUUCUGUUUGUCACAGAUACCUUACAAAAAAAGUAGGGGAGUGGAUCAGAGAACCAGUCAGUAUCUGGUUUGACCACAAUUUGCCUCAUGCAGCACAACACAUCUCAUUCACAUAGAGUUGAUCAGGCUGUUGAUUGUGGCCUGUGGAAUGUUGUCCCAAUCUUUCAAUGGCUGUGUGAAGUUGUGGAUAUUGGCGGGAACUGGAACAUGCAGUUGUACAGGUCGAUCAAGAGCAUCCCAAACAUGCUAAAUGGGUGACAUGUCUGGUGAGUAUGCAGGCCAUAGAAGAACUGGGUCAUUUUCAGCUUCCAGGAAUUGUGCACAGAUGCUUGCGACAUGGGGCUGUGCAACAUGAAACAUACAGUGGGGAAAAAAAGUAUUUAGUCAGCCACCAAUUGUGCAAGUUCUCCCACUUAAAAAGAUGAGAGAGGCCUGUAAUUUUCAUCAUAGGUACACGUCAACUAUGACAGACAAAAUUAGAAGACAAAAAUCCAGAAAAUCACAUUGUAGGAUUUUUUAUGAAUUUAUUUGCAAAUUAUGGUGGAAAAUAAGUAUUUGGUCAAUAACAAAAGUUUCUCAAUACUUUGUUAUAUACCCUUUGUUGGCAAUGACACAGGUCAAACGUUUUCUGUAAGUCUUCACAAGGUUUUCACACACUGUUGCUGGUAUUUUGGCCCAUUCCUCCAUGCAGAUCUCCUCUAGAGCAGUGAUGUUUUGGGGCUGUCGCUGGGCAACACGGACUUUCAACUCCCUCCAAAGAUUUUCAAUGGGGUUGAGAUCUGUAGACUGGCUAGGCCACUCCAGGACCUUGAAAUGCUUCUUACGAAGCCACUCGGGCGGUGUGUUUGGGAUCAUUGUCAUGCUGAAAGACCCAGCCACGUUUCAUCUUCAAUGCCCUUGCUGAUGGAAGGAGGUUUUCACUCAAAAUCUCACGAUACAUGGCCCCAUUCAUUCUUUCCUUUACACGGACCAUGCUUCACAGUAGGUAUGGUGUUCUUUGGAUGCAACUCAGCAUUCUUUGUCCUCCAAACACGACGAGUUGAGUUUUUACCAAAAAAAAGACGGGCCUGGACAUGUACUGGCUUAAGCAGGGGGACACGUCUGGCACUGCAGGAUUUGAGUCCCUGGCGGCGUAGUGUGUUACUGAUGGUAGGCUUUGUUACUUUGGUCCCAGCUCUCUGCAGGUCAUUCACUAGGCCCCCCCGUGUGGUUCUGGGAUUUUUGCUCACCGUUCUUGUGAUAAUUUUGACCCCACGGGGUGAGAUCUUGCGUGGAGCCCCAGAUCGAGGGAGAUUAUCAAUGGUCUUGUAUGUCUUCCAUUUCCUAAUAAUUGCUCCCACAGUUGAUUUCUUCAAACCAAGCUCCUUACCUAUUGCAGAUUCAGUCUUCCCAGCCUGGUGCAGGUCUACAAUUUUGUUUCUGGUGUCCUUUGACAGCUCUUUGGUCUUGGCCAUAGUGGAGUUUGGAGGAUGACUGUUUGAGGUUGUGGACAGGUGUCUUUUAUACUGAUAACAAGUUCAAACAGGUGCCAUUAAUACAGGUAACGAGUGGAGGACAGAGGAGCCUCUUAAAGAAGAAGUUACAGGUCUGUGAGAGCCAGAAAUCUUGCUUGUUUGUAGGUAACCAAAUACUUAUUUUCCACCAUAAUUUGCAAAUAAAUUCAUAAAAAAUCCUACAAUGUGAUUUUCUUUUCUUUUCUCAAUUUGUCUGUCAUAGUUGAUGUGUACCUAUGAUGAAAAUUACAGGCCUCUCUCAUCUUUUUAAGUGGGAGAACUUGCACAAUUGGUGGCUGACUAAAUACUUUUUUUCCCCACUGUAAGGUGAUGGCGGCGGAUGAAUGGCAUGACAAUGGGCCUCAGGAUCUCGUCACGGUAUCUCUGUGCAUUCAAAUUGCCAUCGAUAAAAUGCAAUUGUGUUCGUUGUCCGUAGCUUAUGCCUGCCCAUACCAUAACCCAACCGCCACCAUGGGCACUCUGUUCACAAUGUUGACAUCAGCAAACCACGCGCCCACACGACGCCAUCUGCCAUCUGCCCGGUACAGUUGGAACCAGGAUUCAUCCGUGAAGGGCACACUUCUCCAGCAUUCCAGUGGCCAUCGAAGGUGAGCAUUUGCCCACUGAAGUUGGUUAUGACACUGAACUGCAGCCAGGUCAAGACCCUGGUGAGGACGACGAGCAUGCAGAUGAGCUUCCCUGAGAUGGUUUCUGACAGUUUGUGCAGAAAUUAUUUGGUUGUGCAAACCCACAGUUUCAUCAGCUGUCCGGGUGGCUGGUCUCAGACGAUCCUGCAGGUGAAGAAGCCGAAUGUGGAGGUCCUGGGCUGGCGUGAUUACACCUGGUCUGCGGUUGUGAUGCUGGUUGGAAAUACUGCCAAAUUCUCUAAAACGACAAUGGAUGCAGCUAAGGGUAGAGAAAUGAACAUAACAUUAUCUGCCAACAGCUCUGGUGGACAUUCCUGCAGUCAGCAUGCCAAUUGCAUGCUCCCUCAAAACUUGAGACAUCUGUGGCAUUGUGUUGUGUGAUAAAACUGCACAUUUUAGAGUGGCCUUUUAUUGUCCCCAGCACAAGGUGCACCUGUGUAAUGAUCAUGCUGUUUAAUCAGCUUCUUGAUAUGCCACACCUGUCAGGUGGAUGGAUUAUCUUGGCAAAGGAGAAAUGCUCACUAACAGGGAUGUAAACAAAUUUGUGCACAAGAUUUGAGAGAAAUAAGCUUUAAGUGCAUAUGGAAAAUUUCUGGGAUCUUUUAUUUCAGCUCAUGAAACAUGGGACCAAAACUUGUUGCGUUUAUAUUUUUGUUCAGUAUAUAUAAAUUGUGCAUAAUUCCUAAAAAUAUCACCAUAAUGCAAAUAAGUGUAACGAUUAACAUUUAAAUGAGUGCUGCUGAAUCCUGUCAUUUGUAGCUUCCUAUUUAUUUUCACCUCGAUCAGAUACUGGGAUAUUAACAGCUUUGCUGUAGCACUGGUGACAGAUGAGGACCUUGUUUUCUUCUCUUCUCACGUUUUCAAUCCCUCUCUUCCAUCCAUCCAUCCUCCCUCAGCCCAUAAGCUGGCCCAGCACCUGGGCACGCCAGUCCAUGAGAUCAACGGCAGGUUGCCGGGGCGCCCAGAUGGCCAGGGUACAACCAUGACCACCACACUGCUCCUGAGUCGCCACGCCCAGACCCCACUCCAGCCCGUCCUCUGGACCCUGUCCGCAGCCCCUUCCACCUCCUCCCCCAGGGGCCUAAGGCCAGCCAGGACCAGGGUUUCCCUAUCACUAGACCCAGGGCUCAGAGCUUCUUUCACCCCCAACUGCAGUAUCAGAUCCUCCCUCUCUCCUGAUCCAGGCCCCGGGCCUCCAGGGAGAUGAAGACUCCUUCUCCCAACAGGUAAGAGAAUGAGAAAAUGAUGGUGAUGGUAUUGAUGAAGAUUUUAGUAAUAUUGAUGAUGAUACUAUAAAAGACAGGUUGAGAAGAAUCAUCUUGAACGCGUUGCACAACACGUCACUUCCUGUUAAACGUGGAAUGUGGGAGAACUCGGAUUGUUGUUUUGGAACAUUUGUUGUUUUGGAAACCUUUGAAAGUCUAUUGAAAAGGUUUGGUUACUAGCUAGAUACCUUUUGAGCUUGGAUCCCGCGACGCGGUUGGCAUCAGUUGCUGGUCUGAGGAGGUGCUUGGCGUAGCAGCUAGCCUAGCUAGCUGCCUAUCAAGCUAGCAGGGUUUUCUUGAGGGCUUGAAUGCAGACACGACGCGGUUAGCCAUUGUGGCUGGGACUGCGGAUUGUGCCGGGCUUGUGGCUGUCUAGGUCACUGCUGUUUGUUGUUGUUGUUUCUAAUCUUACCCCCGACCUGCCCUGUCUGGAACUGUGAGGAGUAACAGCGUAACCUACGUUGCUACCAUGACAAAGACCAAAGCCGGUGGGAGUACCGUUGAGGAGAGUGGUGUCUAUCACAGGUGAAGGAUCUUUUAAACUAACAAAAAUAGUUCUACAAGCAGUUGUUACAAUAACAAGAAAAUAGCUUCAAGUUGCCAUACUGAUGAAGUCAACUAAUAAAAGAAUGGACGACAGGAGAACGGCAAGAUGACAGCAAUCUGUAAGUCAUUGAGAGAGGACAUCAGUUCUGUAUGUGAAUCCAUGAUAACAAUGACAGAGAAAUCAGAUUAUCUCGAGGGACAAUCAAGGCGGAACAACAUGGUUGUGGACGGAAUUGCAGAAUCUCCACAUGAGACCUGGAUGGAGUCUGAGGACAAAGUGAGGGAAAUUAUCUUGGAGAAACUGAAGAUGGACCACCGGAAGAUUGAGGUGGAGCGCGCCCACAGGACUGGAAAACCCACCACUGGCCCAGGUGACAGGCCCAGAAUGAUAGUAGUCAAGUUCCUGAGGUUCAAGGACAAGGUAGCUGUUCUGGAAAAAGCCAAGAACUUGAGAGGAACGUACAUCUUCCUCAACAAGGACUAUCCUGAAGCUGUGCACCAGAAGAGGAAAGAACUUAUCCCAGCCAUGAAAGCUGCCAGAGCGCGUUGGGACAUUGCUUACAUCCGCUAUGACAGGCUCUUUGUCAAAAGCCUGGAAGGGAUGAGCGAGCCAAGCCUAUGGGUUCGUAGCUUCAACCACGCAGCACACACACACACACACCAACUGAUUUAAUGGACUGCUGAAUUUUUUUCUUUUUUUUUUCUUAGUUUGCUCUUUUCCAUAUUAUGUCUAUCUCUGAUAAACUACCCAGGAAAGGGCUGAAAAUAGCCCAUAUUAAUAUAUGUAGCCUUAGAAAUAAGGUUCAUGAAAUCAAUAACUUGCUAACAUCAGAUAACAUUCAUAUAUUAGCAAUUUCUGAGACUCACUUAGAUAAUUAAUUUGAUGAUACAGCAGUAGCAAUACAAGGAUAUAACAUCUAUAGAAGAUACAGGAAUGCUUAUGGGAAAGGUGUUGCUGUAUAUAUAUUCAGAGACAUAUCCCUGUAAUGCUUAGAGAAUAUCUUAUGUCAAGUGUUAUUGAAGUGUUGUGGUUGCAGGUUCUGGGGUGUUGCUAUAGGCCACCAAGUGAUAACAGUCAGUAUCUAAAUAAUAUGUUUGAAAUGCUUGAUAGUGUAUGUGAUGUAAACAGAGAGGUCUACUUUCUUGGGGACCUGAAUAUUGACUGGUUUUCAUCAAGCUGUCCGCUCAAGAGGAAGCUUCUUACUGUAACCAGUGCCUGUAAUCUGGUUCAGGUUAUUAAUCAACCUACCAGCGUGUUUACAAACACUACAGGAACAAGAUCAUCCACAUGUAUUGAUCACAUUUUUACUUUACCUGUACAACUUUGUUCUGAAGCUGUAUCCGUACCCAUUGGAUGCAGUGAUCACAAUAUAGUGGCUAUAUCCAGGAAAGCCAAAGUUCCAAAAGCUGGGCCUAAAAUAGUAUAUAAGAGAUCAUACAAAAGAUUUUGCUGUGACUCUUAUGUGGAUGAUGUUAAAAAUAUUUGUUGGUCUGAUGUGAUUAAUAAGGAGCAUCCAGACACUGCACAUGAUGAAUUUAUGAAAUUGCUUCUUCCAAUUAUUGAUAAAUAUACACCUGUUAUGAAACUGACUGUUAGAACUGUUAAGGCUCCAUGGAUCGAUGAGGAAUCGAAAAAAACAUAUGGUUAACAGAUGGGGCAAAAGGAGUGGCUAAUAAGUCUGGCUGCACAUCUGACUGGCUGACUUACUGCAAAUUGAGAAAUUAUGUCACUAAACUCAACAAAAGAAGAAGAAACUAUUAAGAAGCCAAGAUCAAUGAUAUAAAGAAUGAUGGAAAAAAACUUUGGAGUACUUUAAAUGAAAUUAUGGGCAGAAAGAUAUUCAACUCCAUCUUUCAUCGAAUCAGAUGCCAAUUAUUUUAAUGAUUACUUCAUUGGCAAAGUGGGCAAACUUAGGCAGGAAAUGGCAACAACGAACAGUGUGCCAUCGUACUCAUGUAUAAAAAAAACAAAUAACGAAAUAAAAGCAUUGUACGUUUGAAUUUUGUAAAGCUAGUAUGGGAGAGGUAGAAAAUUAUUGUUAUCGAUCAAUAAUGACAAACCUCCUGGCAUUGACAACUUAGAUGGAAAGCUACUGAGGAUGGAAGCUGACUCUAUAGCCACUCCUAUCUGUAAAAUCUUUAAUCUGAGUCUAGAGGAAAGUCUUUGUCCUCAGGCCUGGAGGGAAGCCAAAGUAAUUCCGCUACCCAAGAGUGGUAAAGCGGUCAUUAUUGGUUCUAACAGCAGACCUAUCAGCUUGCUGCCAGCUCUUAGCAAACUGUUGGAAAAAAUGGUGUUUGACCAAAUACAAUGCUAUUGCUCUGUAAACAAAUUAACAACAGACUUUCAGCAUGCUUAUAGAGAAGGGCAAUCAACAUGUACUGCACUGACACAAAUGACUGAUGCUUGGUUGAAAGAAAUUGAUAAUAAUAAGAUUUUGGGAGCUGUACUGUUAGAUUUCAGUGCAGUCUUUGAUAUUAUUGACCAUAACCUGAUGAGAAAACGUAUGUGGUAUGGCUUUUCAACCUGUGCCAUAUCGUGGAUUCUAAUAGAACUCAGAGGGUUUUCUUUAAUGGAAGCUUCUCUAAUGUCCAACAUGUAGGGUGUGGUGUACUGCAGGGCAGCUCUCUAGGCCCUCUACUCUUUUCUAUUUUUACCAAUGACCUGCCACUGGCAUUAAAGAAAGCAUGUGUGUCCAUGUAUGCUGAUGAUUCAACCAUACACGCAUCAGCAACCACAGCUAAUUAAGUCACUGAAACCCUUAACAAAGAGUUGCAGUCUGUUUUGGAAUGGGUGGCCAGUAAUAAACUGGUCCUGAACAUAUCUAAAACUAAGAGCAUUGUAUUUGGUAAAAAUCAUUCUCUAAGUUCUAGACCUCAGCUGAAUCUGGUAAUGAAUGGUGUGGCUGUUGAAUAAGUUGAAGAGACUAAAUUACUUGGUGUUACCUUAGAUUGUAAACUGUCAUGGUCAAAACACAUACAGUGCCUUGCAAAGUAUUCAUUUUUCCUAUUUUGUUGCAUUACAACCUGUAAUUUAAAUUGAUUUUUAUUUGGAUUUCAUGUAAUGGACAUAAAAACUUUUCAAAAUUGGUGAAGUGAAAUUAAAAAAAUAACUAUGCUUAAACUUAACUUCAAAUUUUGACUUUUGGAGAAAUGGAACAACACAGAGCAGCAAAAGUAAAAAAAACACUUCAAAUGUUGACGUUUGGAGCAACUUCAAAAUAUAACGUUUGGAGAACGUGGAUGAACGUCUAAUUCUGCAGUGAGACGGUGAUAGCUUGUUGGCCUAGCAGCCAUCAAAAGAUGAAUGCCUGAUGUCCACCUGAGGCAUAUGGCUUUUAUUUUGCUGGAUGGUUGCCCGCAUUUUCCGUACUUGACGCACAUGUGCUUCGCUUUUCAACUCGCUAAAAGCUAGUUGGAGUCUGUGUGUGUACUUCCGUUUGUACCACCACACGGUAAAGAAAUGCAGGAGUUGAAAUAUUGAAUGCAUGCGGUACACCGAACACACCGCAGCCUAAUGCAGCACCCCCAAUGUAGCGCUGCAGACUGCUCCAUUGAAAAUGAAUGACUUCCUCCAGAACACAAAGAGUUUGAUGCAUCUGGUGGACAUGAGGCAUAAGAGCUUAGUGCGGUGCCAAUGUCACCUCAGCAUUAUGGCUACAUUUCAUACUAAGUUGUUGGCAGAACUUUACCCAAUCAUGACUAGGUUGAUUGGUGGAAAUAAAAGUAGAGGCUUUGUCGCUGGCAAUACCUUUCAUAUAUAAAGACAAUUCUGCAAAAAGUUGGCGGAAAAAAACGUCUUGAUUUCAAAGUUGUAUUAAAGUGUAAAGAUUAUUAGUUACUGAUUGCAACCAGAGAGGAUGGAAACCUACUAUAAAAUCUGUUGCAACUUAUGUACAAUGUUUGGCAUCUUUAGGGCUAUAUAGACUAUAUAGGACUACAGACCCUUGGUGUAGAAAGCGUUCCAUAGGGAUGCUGGCCCAUGUUGACUCCACUGCUUCCCACAGUUGUGUCAAGUUGGCUGGAUGUCCUUUGGGUGGUAGACCCUUCUUGAUACACAGGGGAAACAGUUGAGCGUGAAAAACCCAGCAGCGUUGCAGUUCUUGACACACUCAAACUGGUGUGCCUGGCACCUACUACCAUACCCUGUUCAAAGGCACUUAAAUAUUUUGUCUUGCCCAUUCACCCUCUGAAUGGCACACAUACACAAUCCAUGUGUCAAUUGUCUCAAGGCUUAAAUAUCCUUCUUUAACCUAUCUCCUCCCCUUCAUCUACACUGAUUGAAGUGGAUUUAACAAGUGACAUCAAUAAGGGAUCAUAGCUUUCACCUGGAUUCACCUGGUCAGUCUAUGUCUUGGAAAGAGCAAGUGUUCCUAAUGUUUUGUACACUCAGUGUAUGCACAUGCACUGCCUUGCAAAAGUAUUCAUCCCCCUUGGCGUUUUUCCUAUAUUGUUGCAUUACAACCUGUAAUUUAAAUUGAUUUUUAUUUGGAUUUCAUGUAAUGGACCUACACAAAAUAGUCCAAAUUGGUGAAGUGAAAUGAAAAAAAUAACUUGUUUCAAAAUAUUCAAAAAAAUAAAUAACGGAAAAGUGGUGCGUGCAUAUGUAUUCACCCCCUUUGCUAUGAAGCCCCUAAAUAAGAUCUGGUGCAACCAAUUACCUUCAGAAGUCACAUAAUUAGUUAAAUAGAGUCCACCUGUGUGCAAUCUAAGUGUCACAUGAUCUCAGUAUAUAUACACCUGUUCUGAAUGCCCAGAGUCUGCAACACCACUAAGCAAGGGGCACCACCAAGCAAGCGGCAUUAAUCAGAGAGGUAACAAAGAGACCAAAGAUAACCCUGAAGGAGCUGCAAAGCUCCACAGCGGAGAUUGGAGUAUCUGUCUAUAGGAACACUUUAAGCCGUACACUCCACAGAGCUGGGCUUUACGGAAGAGUGGCCAGAAAAAAGCCAUUGCUUAAAGAAAAUAAUAAGCAAACAUGUUUGGUGUUCGCCAAAAGCCAUGUGGGAGACUCCCCAAACAUAUGGAAGAAGGUACUCUGGUCAGAUGAGACUAAAAUUUAGGUUUUUGGCCAUCAAGGAAAAUGUCUGGCGCAAACUCAACACCUCAUCAACCCGAGGCAUGGGGGUGGCAGCAUCAUGCUGUGGGAAUGUUUUUAAUCGGCAGGGACUGGGAAACUGGUCAGAAUUGAAGGAAUGAUGGAUGGCGCUAAAUACAGGGACAUUCUUGAGGGAAACCUGUUUCAGUCUUCCAGAAAUUUGAGACUCGGACGGAGGUUCAUCUUCCAGCAGGACAAUGACCCUAAGCAUACUGCUAAAGCAACAUUCAAGUGGUUUAAGGGGAAACAUUUAAAUGUCUUGGAAUGGCUUAGUCAAAGCCCAGACCUCAAUCCAAUUGAGAAUCUGUGGUAUGACUUAAAGAUUGCUGUACACCAGCUGAACCCAUCCAACUUGAAGGAGCUGGAGCAGUUUUGCCUUGAAGAAUGGACAGUGGCUGAUGUGCCAAGCUUAUAGAGACAUACCUCAAGAGACUUGCAGCUGUAAUUGCUGCAAAAGGUGGCUCUACAAAGUAUUGACUUUGGAGGAGUGAAUAGUUAUGCAUGCUCAAGUUCUGUUUUUUUGUUUUAUUUCUUGUUUGUUUCACAAGAAAAAAUAUUUUGCAUCUUCAAAGUGGUAGGCAUGUUGUGUAAAUCUAAUUAUACAAACCCCCCAAAAAUCCAUUUAAAUUCCAGGUUGUAAGGCAACAAAAUAGGAAAAAUGCCAAGGGGGGUGAAUACUUUUGGAAGCCAUUCAAUGGUUGUAAAGAUGGGGACAGGUCAGCCCGUAAUAAAGAAAUGCUCUACUUUUUUGACACCACACUCCACAAAGCAAUUCCUGCAGGCUCUAGUUUGAUCUUAUCUUGAUUAUUGUCCAGUCAUAUGGUCAAGUGCUGCAAAGAAAUACCUAGUUAAGCUGCAGCUGGCCCAGAACAAAUCCGCAUAUCUUGCUCUUCAUUGUAAUCACAGGGCUAAUAUUAAUACUAUGCAUGCCAGUCUCCUUCAGCUAAGAGUUGAGGACCUUGAAUUUUUUUUGUAUUUUACCCUCUUUUUCGAUCUUGUCUCAUUGCUGCAACUCCCCAACGGCCUCGGGAGAGGCGAAGGUCGAGUCAUGCGUCCUCCGAAACAUGACGCUUCUUAACACCCCCCUGCACCAAUGUGUUGGAGGAAACACCAUUCAACUGAAGACCGAAGUCAGCCUGCAGGCGCCCGGCCCGCCACAAGGAGUUGCUAGAGCGCGAUGAGCAAAGUAAAGCCCCCCCAUCCAAACGCUCCCCUAACCCGGACGAUGCUGGGCCAAUUGUGCUCCGCCGUGUAGGACUCCCGGUCACGGCCGGUUGGGACACAGCCUGGGAUCGAACCCGGGUCUGUAGUGACGCCUCAAGCAUUGCGAUGCAGUGCCUUAGACCGCUGCGCAACUCGGGAGGCGAUAAAUACUUUGUUGAGGGAAAAUAUACAUUAUAUAAUUGUAAUGUGUUGUUGUCUCACCUAACUAUCUUAAGAUGAAUGCACUAAUUGUCAGUCGCUCUGGAUAAGAGCAUCUGCUAAAUGACUAAAAUGUAAAUGUAAAAUGUAAUGUAGUUAGUAUCAUACUGCACAGUGCUGAAAUUCAUACAUAACCUCUCUUGGAUAAAAACAGACUGCAUCACGUUAAGAUAUUUUAACUUUGGACAUACCUCCUGUCUGAAGCGGUUGGUGAAGGUUUGUUGGACCUUGAGGAGCAUCUGGAGCAGAUAUACUUGGAGCUGCUCCGUGGCUUGUGGUCCUCCAGGGUGAGGUAACGGAGUUGCCGUUCCAAAGCUCUCAACUCCUGCGGUGGACCUGGACAUCGGUACUGCUAGAGGACUUGGCACUUCCACAUCUCUUAGGGAUCUCAGCUCGAGUGAAACCUACUUCACCCUCCUUGUGGUUGAUAACAGAUGACCCUGAUCCGGACAGGGGUCUCCUGGAUGCCUGCAAGCUCAAGGUCCUCAGUCUCAACUCCCACGACACGGGCAAGUGCCGAAAGGGCAUAGGCAAAGCAGACUUGCUUACAAAUUUCACAACGCCUGUGCACUUUUUUUGUUGCAAAGUCUGCUAUUGUCAUCUAUAUUGUUGAAACAUAACACAGGGAAAGAUUAUAAUCAGAUUAUAUCACUAGGCCUACAUUUUUUACAUUAACAUCAAUUAAUUUGCAAGAAUACUAUCAUUGUGACGCGUACUGAGUAUACGAAGAGGCAGGACGCAGGCGCAGGAAUUAACAAGGUCAAGGUUUACUUAACAAUGACAAAGAGAAAUAACAAAGAUAGAGUAAACGAUACGAAGCUAAACAAUCACACACAACAUCAUACAGAACAGUCCACGGCUAAAUAAAGGUGGUGACGAGAUGAUGAGGUGCAGGUGCGCUGGAGGUGAUUAGGGUGCGUUGGGUUUCCAUUCCGGUGUUGCCGAGGUGGUGCGCUCAGACCGGUGGCUCAGUAGACCGGCGAAUCAUAUAACUAAGCUCUGUGAUUUCUUUCUGUUGAGCCUUCAUGUCCAAUCUAUUUCCUCUAUAUCUGUGUUUUAUAGUUAGCAACGUACGCUAUCAUGCAUGAACGGUGUUAAAUCUUCCAUGAAAAACACAAUAACACCCAGUGAGCACCGUCCAACGCCAACGUCCAUGGAUCUUGAAAUUUGGUCCGUCUGCCUGGCCUUAAUUUCAAUGUCCACAGAAGUCGUUUUCUGGUCCCCUCCGGACCACCUUAUAGACGUCUAUGUUUGGUUCAGAUUUGGUCCGGUCCGGACCAGCCUUGAUUUCAACGUCCACGGUGUCACGGAUUCUGCCAAGACUGCUCCUCCUCCUGGUUCGGGCAGGCUUCGGCGUUCGCCGUCCCCGGAGUACUAGCUGCCACCACUCUAUGUUUCGUAGUGUGAUUGCUUUUGUCUGUCUUUUACACCUGUGUCCAUUUGUGUGUUCAUUACUUGUCUUAUAAGUUCCUUGUUUUGCUUUAGUCUGAUUGUGUGUUGUUAUUUUCUGCCUGUCGUGCAGAGCUGCGUGUUUGCACUCUGUCUUUGUUUGGGAUUAUUGUUUACGCGUGUUUGCGUAAUUGCCUCGCCUCCGUCUGUUUUCGAGGUCGUGUUUUGUUUGUUGCUCUUUGGACUAUUAAAGUCUUGUGGACGUAUCCUCUGUGUCCUGCGCCUGACUCCUCCACCACAUCCACAUCGGAACUACUGACAGAACAACACACCUAACUAUGGAGUCAGCAGGAACAGCGGCGGCACCCGAAUCCCUGGAGGACCGGAUCAGCUACCAAGACCCCAUGAUCCGGCAACUUGGGGCCGCCAUGGACGAGGUGUCCAACACUCUGCGCCGGUUGGUGACUCGAGAGGUGCCCACGCACUCUUAUACCAUCCCAUCACCAACGGCCAGUCCUCCUCUCUCAGCACCGGAACCCAGUGGCAUUCGGCUCUCGCUCCCGAGGGCAUAUGACGGUUCUGCAGCCGGGUGUCAGGGAUUCCUCCUGCAGGUGGAACUCUACCUGGCCACAAUACACACGGCGCCCUCGGGAUACGAGAGCGUCUCCGCCCUCAUCUCCUGUCUAUCCGGCAAGGCGUUGGAGUGGGCCAACGCCGAAUGGAGGGGAAUAGACGCCGCUACCAUCACCUACGCGGAGUUCUCCCGCCGCUUCAGGGCUGUCUUCGAUCAUCCACCUGAGGGGAAAGCGGCGGGAGAGCUUCUGUUCCACCUCCGACAGGGGAAGAGGAGCGCACAGGAGUUCGCACUGGAGUUCCGGACGCUAGCGGCGGAUGCGGGGUGGAAUGAGAGGGCCCUCAUCGACCACUACCGGUGUAGCCUACGAGAGGACGUUCGUCGUGAGCUGGCCUGCAGGGACACCAACCUGUCGUUCGACCAGUUGGUGAACAUUUCCAUCCGUCUAGACACCCUGCUGGCUACCCGCGGACGUCCCGAGUGGGGGUCGUCCAUUCCACCCUCCAGCACCUCCGAGCCGAUUCCCAUGGAGCUCGGGGGUGCUGGCGCUAGAGAGAGGAGGAGAGAGAACCCGAGGGGGGCCAUCCCCUGCACCAACUGUGGUCGUGGAGGACACACCGCGGCCAGGUGCUGGGGAGGGUCUCCUGGGAGAGGGGACAACAGGUCACGCACUGGGGAGUCAUUUCAGGUGAGUAGGCGCCCCACUUACCCAGAGCUUUCUGUUGGUCACAUGAGUAUUCCUGUGAGAUUUCCACAGGUGGCACCUCAUUCCCAGCAUAAGGCGCUAGUAGAUUCAGGCGCAGCUGGGAACUUUAUUGAUCGGGCAUUUUGUUGUAGGUUAGGAAUUCCCCUUCGGCCGGUAGAAGCUCCAUUUCCUGUCCACGCCUUAGACAGCCGGCUGUUGGGGUCGGGCCUGAUCAGGGAGGUCACAGCACCACUGACGAUGACGACGCAGGGGGGUCAUGAGGAGAUCAUUCAGUUUUAUCUGAUUGACUCUCCUGCGUACCCCGUGGUGUUGGGGCUUCCCUGGUUAAGCACCCAUGAUCCUACCAUUGCGUGGCAACAGAGGGCUCUUAUGGAGUGGUCUGCCCAGUGUGUAGGGAGAUGUCUAGGUGUUUCCGUAGGGGCGACCUCGGUAGAGAGUCCGAACCAAGUGCCCGCACUGCGCAUUCCCCCUGAGUAUGAGGACUUAGCACUUGUGUUCAGCAAAUCGAGGGCAACACGGCUACCUCCUCAUAGACAGGGGGACUGUGCGAUAAAUCUCCAAACAGGAGCGGCUCUUCCACGGAGUCGUGUGUAUCCCCUGUCUCAAGAGGAGACAGCGGUUAUGGAGACUUACAUAGCCGAGUCCUUGGCACAGGGAUACAUACGGUCCUCCACUUCCCCGGUUUCCUCGAGUUUCUUCUUUGUGAAGAAGAAGGACGGGGGAUUGCGCCCGUGUAUUGAUUACCGUAGUCUCAAUCAGAUCACAGUUAAGUACAGUUACCCACUUCCACUGAUUGCGACUAUGACGGAAUCGUUACGCGGAGCGCAGUUCUUCACAAAGUUGGAUCUCAGGAGCGCGUACAAUCUGGUGCGCAUUAGGGAGGGAGAUGAAUGGAAAACAGCAUUUAGCACCACCUCGGGUCAUUACGAGUAUCUCGUCAUGCCAUACGGGUUAAUGAAUGCUCCUUCAGUCUUCCAAUCCUUUGUUGACGAGAUUUUCCGGGACAUGCAUGGGCAGGGUGUAGUAGUGUACAUCGACGACAUCCUAGUGUACUCUUCUACACGAGCCGAGCAUGUAGCCCUGGUGCGCCGAGUGUUGAGAAGACUGUUGGAACAUGACUUGUAUGUCAAGGCAGAGAAAUGCCUGUUCUUCCAGGAGUCCGUCUCCUUUUUGGGUUAUCGGUUGUCCGCGUCUGGUGUGGAGAUAGAGGUAGACCGUGUAUCGGCCGUGCGUAAUUGGCAAACUCCAACCACUGUAAAAGAGGUGCAGCAGUUCUUGGGUUUUGCUAAUUAUUACCGGAGGUUUAUUCGGGGUUUUGGACAAGUUGCAGCUCCCAUUACGUCCCUGCUAAAGGGGGGUCCGGUUCGUUUGCAGUGGUCGGCUGAGGCGGACAGGGCAUUUGUCAAACUGAAGAACCUGUUCACCUCGGCCCCGGUGCUGGCGCAUCCGGAUCCCUCUUUACCAUUCCAAGUAGAGGUAGACGCGUCCGAGACCGGUAUUGGGGCAGUCCUGUCACAACGGUCCGGCACGCCACCUAAACUCCGCCCCUGUGCGUUCUACUCCAAGAAGCUCAGCUCGGCGGAGCGCAACUAUGACGUUGGGGACAGGGAGCUGUUAGCCGUAGUCCAGGCCCUUAAGGUGUGGAGGCAUUGGCUUGAGGGGGCUCAACACCCUUUCCUCAUUCUGACUGAUCACCGUAACCUGGAGUACAUCCGGGCAGCUAGGAGAUUGAACCCUCGUCAGGCUAGGUGGAACAUGUUCCUAACCUGGUUUGUUUUUAAGAUCACAUACAUCCCAGGGUCCCAGAAUGGUAAGGCAGACGCCCUGUCCCGGCGGUAUGACACAGAGGAGAGGUCCAACGAGCCUACUUCCAUACUGCCGGAGUCUUGUUUGGUGGCUCCGGUGGUAUGGGAGGUCGAUGCGGAAAUCGAGCGGGCACUGCGUACCGACCCUACUCCCCCCGAGUGUCCUGUGGGGAGGACGUACGUUCCGCUCGAGGUUCGUGAUCGUCUUAUUUAUUGGGCUCAUACAUCACCCUCCUCUGGGCAUCCAGGUAUUGGCCGGACCGUGCACUGUCUUAGCAUGAAAUACUGGUGGCCAACGUUAGCUAAGGAUGUGAGGGUUUAUGUCUCCUCCUGCUCGGUGUGUGCCCAGUGUAAGGCGCCUAGACAUUUGCCCAGGGGUAAGUUACAUCCCCUGCCCGUUCCACAACGACCAUGGUCCCACCUAUCGGUGGAUUUUGUAACCGACCUACCCCCCUCCCAGGGGAAUACCACCAUUUUGGUCGUUGUGGAUCGGUUUUCCAAGGCCUGUCGUCUCCUUCCAAUGCCGGGUCUCCCUACUGCCCUACAAACCGCUGAGGCCCUAUUUACCCAUGUGUUCCGGCACUAUGGGGUCCCCGAGGAUAUUGUGUCUGACCGACGUCCCCAGUUCACCUCCAGAGUUUGGGGGGCGUUCAUGGAACGAUUGGGGGUCUCGGUAAGCCUUACCUCGGGGUACCACCCAGAGAGCAAUGGGCAGGUGGAACGUGUCAACCAGGAUGUGGGUAGGUUUUUGAGGUCCUAUUGCCGGGACCGGCCGGAGGAGUGGUCUAGGUUCAUCCCCUGGGCAGAGAUGGCCCAGAACUCUCUCCGCCACUCCUCCACCAAUUUAACACCUUUCCAGUGUGUUUUAGGUUAUCAGCCGGUCCUGGCACCAUGGCACGAGAGCCAGAUCGAGGCCCCUGCGGUGGACGAGUGGAUUCGGCACUCGGAGGAGACGUGGGACGCUGCCCAUGUCCAUCUGUAAGGUGCCAUCCGUCAACAAAAGGCGAGCGCCGAUCGCCACCGCAGUGAGGGACCGGUGUACGCACCGGGAGAUCGAGUCUGGUUCUCGACUCGAAACCUGCCCCUCCGCCUGCCCUGCCGGAAGCUGGGUCGGCGGUUUGUGGGGCCCUUCAAAGUCCUGAGAAGAUUGAACGAGGUGUGUUACAGGUUACAACUGCCUAUAGAGUACAAAAAUAUUAACCCCUCGUUCCAUGUGUCUCUUCUCAGGCCGGUGGUAGCUGGCCCACUCCAAGAAGAUGAGAUAGGAGAGACCCCUCCGCCCCCUUUGGACAUCGAGGGGGCCCCGGCGUACAGGGUCCGGACCAUCUCGGACUCGAAGGCGCCGGAUGAGUGGUCUCCAGUAUCUCGUGGAGUGGGAGGGGUACGGUCCGGAGGAACGGUGCUGGGUGCCCAGGAGGGACAUCCUCGAUCCAUCCCUCCUGACUGAGUUCCACCGUGGGCAUCCCACGCGCCCGGGUCCGCGUCCUCCUGGCCGUCCCCGAGGCCGGGGUCGGCGCACGGCUGGAGCCGCGCGUCAAGGGGGGGGUACUGUCACGGAUUCUGCCGAGACUGCUCCUCCUCCUGGUUCGGGCAGGCUUCGGCGUUCGCCGUCCCCGGAGUACUAGCUGCCACCGCUCUAUGUUUCGUAGUGUGAUUGCUUUUGUCUUUUACACCUGUGUCCAUUUGUGUGUUGAUUACUUGUCUUAUAAGUUCCUUGUUUUGCUUUAGUCUGAUUGUGUGUUGUUAUUUUCUGCCUGUCGUGCAGAGCUGCGUGUUUGCACUCUGUCUUUGUUUGGGAUUAUUGUUUACGCGUGUUUGCGUAAUUGCCUCGCCUCCGUCUGUUUUCGAGGUCGUGUUUUGUUUGUUGCUCUUUGGACUAUUAAAGUCUUUUGGACGUAUCCUCUGUGUCCUGCGCCUGACUCCUCCACCACAUCCACAUCGGAACUACUGACACACGGACGUCUGUACCUGCCUCGAUUUGGCCCCAAAAUAGAUGUUUUUGAUUGAUUCAGAUUUGAUCCGGUCCGGACUGUCUGUCUAUCUCCAUACUUUCAGUGAUGUCAAAGACAUCUUAUUUUCAAUACUCAUAUUUUUGUAUUGCAUGACAUCACAUCAACAUGCAAAACCAAGGCAUACGUAUUUGUAUUUUUUUAUUUGAUUUAGUCCUAUUCUUUAUCUUUGAUUAUUGGUCCAUUGCACAAUAUGUUGACAAAUUACGUUGAAACAACGUUGAUUUAACCAAUUUGUGCCCAGUGGGAUGACUCCUUUCUAUGCGCACUAAAAUUAUAUGAUCUGUUUCUCUGAAUUGCCUAACACUGUAAGAUCGUAUUUUGUAUCUUAGCUUCUAGCCAUGUUGGCAAUAGAACAAGCUUUCAAAUGAUGCUCACCUGACCCAGAUUGCGAUUUAUAAUGCUAGGAGAGCUAAGAAAUGCACCUUAUAGUUGAAGACUCUUCUUUGAGUCAUAAAAGUGCAUUGAAUGAGGUGUGGCCACUUGGAGACACCAGUUAGUCCUUUCACUCAAACCCUUGUAAUUAUUUUGUCUUAUGUUGCACCUACCAUACAUUUUCCAGGAAUACUUUUAUCAUGUUACUGAACGUAUCCAGAGUAUUUUCAGAUUUCGUUAUCAACAAAUGCGGCGAAAAGUAUAGGAAAUGUAAAAUGCACAUAAAAUUAACAGUGUAAUGUUUGGAUUCAGUCUUGUGUCAGGUGAACUGUUGUGUCCUCAACUUUGGUCUAAUAAUUUCCCCAUAAUCUCAAACUUUUCCUUGCUACCAUGCUUAUGCAUUUCAUAUUUCUUCUGUAAUAAACAUUUCAAUUUUGCUAUCCAUAUAGGCCAAUUCCCACGGGUGUAAAGGGUUAAGCAGCUUUAGCUUUGAUUACCCAAUCGUGAAUAUGGUACAUUGUAGAGAAGCCUGGAAACAAUUGGUCCUCUGUAGCUCAGCUGGUAGAGCACGGCGCUUGUAACGCCAAGGUAGUGGGUUCGAUCCCCGGGACCACCCAUACACAAAAAAAAUUAUAAUAUGUAUGCACGCAUGACUGUAAGUCGCUUUGGAUAAAAGCGUCUGCUAAAUGGCAUAUUAUUAUUAUUAAUUAGCAUUCUGUAUACUUGUUCAUGAGCAAACUUGCAAUAACAAAUUAAUAAUUGUAAAGUUUUGUAGCUAGCUAGGUCACAUUGGAGAGGUCCGAUAAGCAGAUGCAUAUCAUAACUUGACAGCAUGUGUGUGUGAUUCGUUGUUGUUAUACUAUUUCAGACUGAGAUAGAGUGCCUCCACACCCACUCUCCAGCGCCAUCACCAGUCUGAGAGUAAGGAUGACUCAGCACUCAACUCUUCCAUGAGGACAGGCAGAGAGGCCACACGGUCGUCCCCAGCCCCCCUGCCUCACCAGCAGCCUGCCUUGGCCCAUCCAACGCUCUUCCACACCUCAACCCCAGCCCAAGGCUAAGCCCCAGGCUCAGAGGUCUAAAACCCCCCUGGUCUUCCAUAGGCUCCUUGGGCAGAAAUCCUCCGUGCCCCAGCCCCAGCCCAGACUGGAAAACAGGCUUACUCAAACCUGGACCUAGUCUCAGUUUGCCUCUAAGCUCAGGUAGAGCUCCACAUUGGGCGGCAAAAGCACAGAAUCCCCAACCAGUUCUGCCCCCAGAUGCAUGGAAGACCCAACACGGCAAGGGCCGCUACACCCGUCAGAGGCUACAGCCUGCCAGAUGUACCCCUGUCGGACCCAGACAACCCACCAUCACUAUCCAGCAGCCUGAAGAAAGUGAUACUCCUCAAAAGAGCUCAGAUAUAAUUUGCACAUUCUGUCCAGUCAAAAGGUGCUGUGAACAAUCCUCUGGGGAACCCCGAGUCAGGCCCUUCACACCCAUUGGGGGAAACUUGAGGAGGGAACAAAAUAAGAAACCCACCCCUUAUGACAUCGCAACCAACUCUUCACACAGCUCUAUAAACGCUGACUCCAACCACAAGAAAAUACAGGACCUGACGAGACAGAAUGCAUUUGGCUUUCCUGUCAAGGCUUCUCACAAAACCACUGAGGUAAACAUUGAAGAGCAAAAUCUUUAGGGCAGGAGACCCUCUCCCAAGUGGUGCAGUGGUCUAAGGCUCUGCAUCGCAGUGCUAGCUGUGCCACUAGAGAUCCUGGUUCGAAUUCAGGCUCUGUCGUAGCCGGCCGCGACUGGGAGACCCACAGGGCGGAGCACAAUUGGCCCAGCGUCGUCCAGGGUAGGGGAGGGAAUGGCCGGCAGGGAUGUAGCUCAGUUGGUAGAGCAUGGCGUUUGCAACGCCAGGGUUGUGGGUUUGAUUCCCACGGGGGGCCAGUAUGAAAAAUAAUUAUGUAUGCACUCACUAACUGUACGUCGCUCUGGAUAUGAGUGUCUGCUAAAUGACUAAAAUGUAAAAAUGAGACGGAGCGAUAGACAGUGUUUACCUCUUCACCCCUCCCCCAUCAGCCCAGCCCAGGAGGCCAGUCUGUACCAGUGUCUGGAGCACGAGAUCCUGCCCAACCUCCAGCAGCUCAGCUCAGCGUCGACUCAGACUACAUCUACAGCCUCCCAGACGACAGCGAGGAAAAUGGUCAAUACGAACCUACUCAGAAUGUCCCUGAGAGUGACCAUGGUGGAUUCGCUACUGUUCCAGCUGGGUCCGAACCAUCUCCACAUACCUCAGCCUCUAAUGCCACACAUCCAGGUGAGGCCAGCUUCAAUGCAGUCAUCGCUGAGCUCUCCAAAGGGAAGAGGCUGCUGGAGAAGGUGUUUGUGGAGAGCUGGGUGAACACACACUCUGGCAGCCCUAGAGCUAGUAGAGAGACUGCAGCAGCACAGAGGUGGUGGACUCAAACUUAAACCUCGAAGUGGCAAAAGCCUGUUUGACCAGCUCCUGGUCCUCUCUGGGAAUGGAGUUAGCAUUAGCAGCAGGUGCAGGCGCAGGGUGACAGAAGCCACUUCACCUGCAGUGAACCCCAGAGCCACUACCGCAACAGGCUCAGAUAGCCUGUUGAAACCAAGGAAAGGGUAUUUCAGGCAGAAGAGGACCUUGAAGAAACCAGAGAGGGUGCCCUCCAUCUAUAAGCUGAAGCUUCGGCCCAGAGUCCAUCCCAGGCACGACUAUAGACCAGGCAGGAAGCCCAUGCGGAUCCCCACCCAAUCUCCUACAGAGGGUAUCAACCCGCAGAGGAGCCUGGAGGGUCCAGAAGGGACAUACACAUAG
Coregonus sp. 'balchen' is the source of this 20630-nucleotide messenger RNA. The record is from the annotation of a GenBank genome assembly. NCBI's taxonomy places the organism in Eukaryota, Metazoa, Chordata, Actinopteri, Salmoniformes, Salmonidae.